AUGCAUUAUUUUAGUUCUUCUCAAUCAGAUUCCAAUGGCUACGUAAAGAUUAUCGAAAACUAUGCUCGCAAUCGAUCACUAGAAUCAGGAAAACGUCUACACGCACACCUAAUCAUCAAUGGAUUAGCUCGUUCCACUUAUGUUGCCUCAAAGCUCUUAGCUUUCUACACCCAAUGCCGUCAAACAUGUGAUGCCCGCAAACUGUUUGAUGAAAUUCCUCAAAGACACACUCGCCGAUGGAUUGUUCUGAUAGGUGCGUAUGCACGCCAUGGGUUUCACCAGGAGGCCAUGGCUGUGUUCUGCGAGAUGCAAAGAGAAGGCUUGGAACCCAACAGGUUUCUCGUGCCCAGUGUUUUAAAAGCAUGUGGGCACCUGCUGGAUGCACAAACUGGGGAGAAAUUACAUGCUGUGGUUGUAAAACAAGAAUUUGAGUCUGAUGCUUUUGUUAAUAGUGGAUUGAUCGAUAUGUACUCGAAAUGUGGGAAAAUCGAAAAGGCGAGGAGGGUUUUCGAUUUGAUGGUAGGAAUGGAUUUGGUGGCUAUGAACACCAUGGUUGCAGGCUAUGUUCAACAUGGAUUCGUCAACGAUGCAGUAGUCUUGGUCGAGAAGACACGGUCCAUGGGUUUAGUACCAAAUUUGGUCACUUGGAAUACGCUAAUAGCAGGUUUUUCACAAGCCAACGAUGAUUCAAAUGUCGCCAAACUUUUCCAAUUGAUGCAGGAAGCCGGGAUUGAUCCCGAUGUGGUUUCUUGGACAUCACUCAUCUCUGGAUACGUUCACAAUUUCCGAAAUCGUGAAGCUUUCGAUUCGUUCAAGAAAAUGCUGUGUACUGGGAUGCAUCCAACUUCCGCUACAAUUAGUUCCCUUUUGCCCGCUUGUGCAAUUCUUGCAGAUUCAACACGUGGGAAACAGAUUCAUGGAUAUUCGGUAGUGAUUGGAGUGGAAAAAGACGUCUUUGUUCGUAGCGCUCUUAUAGACAUGUACGCGAAAUGUGGAUUCAUUUACGAAGCGAAAACACUCUUCAAGAACACGCCUAAAAGAACCACGAUCACUUGGAACUCCAUGAUCUUCGGCUUCGCGAAUCAUGGACAUUGCAUUGACGCGAUUGCUUUAUUCAAUCAAAUGGUUGACGGAAAAGACAAACUUGAUCAUCUAACUUUCACAGCAGUUCUAACUGCUUGCAGCCAAUCUGGAAUGAUUGAUCUUGGCAAAAACUUGUUCUUGAUCAUGCAACAGAAAUUCAAGAUUCGGCCGAGAUUAGAGCAUUAUGCGUGUAUGGUGCAUUUGUUGGGACGAGAAGGGAAACUGGCCGAGGCUCAUGAUUUGAUUCAGGAAAUGCCUAUUGAGCCUGAUGUGUUCGUAUGGGGUGCGUUGUUGGGUGCGAGUAAGCUUCACGGAAACGUUGGUCUUGCGAAGAUAGCGGCUAAGCAUGUGGCUGAGCUCGAGCCUGAAAGUGCCGGUAGCAGCCUACUGUUGUCCAAUUUGUAUGCUGAUGCCGGUAGCUGGGGAUGUUCUGCGAGGGUCAAACGAACGAUGAAGAAAAUGAAGCUGAAAAAACUUGCAGGCAGCAGCUGGAUUGGAAUUGCAUGA
Molecule: messenger RNA, 1590 nt
Organism: Cynara cardunculus var. scolymus (artichoke)
Lineage: Eukaryota; Viridiplantae; Streptophyta; Magnoliopsida; Asterales; Asteraceae
Product: pentatricopeptide repeat-containing protein At5g59600
Exons: 1
Coding region: 1-1590 (529 amino acids)
Biological process (GO): RNA modification
Molecular function (GO): protein binding; RNA binding
Source: RefSeq, a predicted model, not a curated record